GUGUGAGAGAGAAACAGAGAGAGAGAUACAGAGAGAGAGAGAGAGAGGGAGAGAGAGAGAGCCACGUGUCACAUGUGCUUCACAGCAGCAGCGAGGAGGCGCGGGGCAUCUGCAAGCCGGAUCCAGAGGAGGAGGAGGCGGAGGAGGAGGGAGUAGAGGAGGUGGAGGAUGCUGCGGCAGGCGAUCCACCGCGGGCUCAAGGCGUCCUUCUACUGGCUCGGCCUCUUCGUCAGCCGCCACCCCGUGUUCUUCCUCACCGUGCCCGCCGUGCUCACCGUGGUGUUCGGAUGCGCGGCGCUCAGCCGCUUCCAGCCCGAGACGGAGCUCGAAGCGCUGGUGGCUCCCGCGCACAGCCUGGCCAAGAUCGAGCGCAGCCUCGCCAACAGUCUCUUCCCCAUCGAGCGCUCCAAGCACAAGCUCUACUCGGACCUGCACACGCCCGGCCGCUACGGCCGCCUCAUCCUGCUGGCUAAGGCCGGCGGCGGGAACAUCCUGGAGCUGGCCGAGCAGGUGCUGCACGUGCACCGCCAGGUCCUGGAGCUGCGCGUGAGCCACAAGGGCUUCAACUACACGUUCGCGCACCUCUGCGUGCUGCGCCACCGCGACCGGCGCUGCGUGCUCGACGACAUCCUCGCCGUGUUCGAGGACAUCCGCGCCGCCGUGCUCGCCAACACAACGCUGGCCAAGGUGCCCGUCAGCUACCCCAACACGACGCUGAAGGAUGGCCGUGUUGCGUUCAUUGGUCACCAGCUGGGCAGUGUCGUCCUGGCUCCACACAGCCGAGACCAGCAGGUCAAGUCGGCCCGCGCCAUCCAGAUCACCUACUACCUCCGCAACCUGCGGCCCAUGGUGCAGGACGCAAUCGCAGAGAAGUGGGAGAACGAGUUCUGUAAGCUGGCGCACCGACUGGCCACAGCCAGCCAGGACCUAUACAUCCAGUCCCUCACCUCUUUCAGCCUGUGGCGGGACUUCCACAAGACUGGUGUGCUGGCUAAGAGUGAGGUGCUGGUCAGUCUGGUGUUGGUGCUGCUGGCUGCUACCAUCUCCAGCUCCAUGCGUGACUGUCUGCGUGGAAAGCCCUUCCUGGGCCUGCUUGGCGUGCUCACUAUCUGCAUCGCCAAUGUGACGGCCGCUGGCAUCUUCUUCAUCUCUGACGGCAAGUUUAACUCCACGCUGCUCGGAAUCCCCUUCUUCGCCAUGGGACAUGGAACUAAAGGCGUGUUCGAGCUCCUGGCUGGCUGGAGAAGAACGCGGGAAAACUUGCCCUUCAAGGAACGAGUGGCAGAUGCCUUUGCUGACGUGAUGGUGUGCUACACCAUGACCAGCUCACUGUACAUCAUCACUUUUGGCAUGGGUGCCAGUCCUUUCACCAACAUAGAGUCAGUGAAGGUGUUCUGCCAGAGCAUGUGCGUAGCCAUCCUGGUGAAUUACUUCUACGUCUUCUCCUUCUACGGCUCCUGUCUGGUGUUUGCCGGCCAGUUGGAGCAGAACCGAUAUCACAGCGUGUUCUGCUGCAAGAUCCCCUCCGUAGAGUAUCUUGACCGCCAGCCCACGUGGUUCAAGACUAUGAUGAGCGACGGCCACGAUCUCUCCACACACCACGACAGCGUGCCCUAUCAGAACCACUUCAUUCAGCACUUCCUGAGGGAGCACUACACUGAGUGGAUUACCAACACAUACGUCAAGCCCUUUGUAGUAAUCCUCUACUUGAUUUACGCCUCUUUUUCUUUUAUGGGAUGUUUACAAAUCAGCGAUGGCUACAAUAUAGUAAACCUAUUAGCCAGCAAUUCACCCAGUGUGUCAUUUGCCCUGACCCAGCAGAAACUGUUCAGCAACUACAGCCCUGUGAUAGGCUUCUACAUUUACGAACCCAUUGAAUACUGGAACUCUACAGUGCAGGAGCACCUCAAGACUCUCGGCCAGGGUUUCAAUAAGAUCUCGUGGAUUGAUAACUACUUCAACUAUCUAAAAGUUGCCAAUGUCAGUGCAUCAACCAAAAGUGAUUUUAUAAACAUUCUCAAGAAUUCCUUCCUGAAGAGCCCGGAGUAUCAGCACUUCACGGAGGACAUCAUUUUCUCGAAGAACGGGGACGAGUACGACAUCAUCGCAUCUAGGAUGUACCUGGUAGCUAGAACCACAGAGAAGACCAGGGAGGAGGUGGUGGAACUGCUGGAGAGACUCAGACCACUCUCCCUCAUUAACAGCAUCAAGUUCAUCGUCUUCAACCCUACCUUUGUGUUCAUGGACCGCUACAGUUCCUCGGUCGUUUCGCCAAUCCUCACAUCGGGUUUCAGCGUCCUGACCGUCCUCAUCCUGACUUUCUUCCUCGUCAUCAACCCCCUGGGGAACUUCUGGUUGAUCCUGACCGUCACUUCUGUGGAACUGGGCGUCUUAGGCCUCAUGACGCUCUGGAAUGUAGACAUGGACAGCAUCUCUAUUCUGUGCCUUAUUUAUACUCUCAACUUUGCCAUGGAUCACUGUGCCCCUCACCUUUUCACAUUUGUACUGGCCACUGAGCACACGAGGACUCAGUGCAUCAAGAUCUCGCUCGAGGAGCACGGGGCGGCAAUCUUGCAGAACACUUCGUGCUUUGUCAUUGGGAUAAUGCCCCUGCUUUUUGUGCCUUCCAACCUGACCUACACACUGUUCAAGUGCUCGCUCCUCACCACUGGCUGCACAGUGUUGCACUGUUUCGUCAUCCUCCCGGUGUUUUUGACUUUCUUCCCCCCCUCCAAAAAGAGGCACAAGAAAAAGAAACGGGCAAAGAGGAAAGAGCGAGAGAGGGAGCGGGAAAGGGAGAGGGAGGAGAUCGAGUGCAUCGAGGUCAGGGAGAACCCUGACCACGUGACCAGCGUCUGAGGCAGAGGUGUGUCUUGGCGUGUGGUUUAAACAGGGAGAGCAUGUCCUGUCCGGUGGGGAGCGAUGUCACGUAGCACUUCACAGGUCCAGGAGGGUCAGAGUAGAGCCGCCCUCUCGAGCGGGAUGACCUUCAACAGCUCCAGCAAUCAGCAGCCUUGAUGUCUAGAAUAGAACGUAUUUUUAACGUGCACCCUUCAUUCAGAACAGUGUAUAGCAUCUGCAGCUGCCGGCCCCUGUUGCCUGUUCACCCGAGAAGCUGCCAAACCCUUUUGGGUAAGAAUUCAACUGGAAAUAUUCACCUUAUUUUACACAACAGUAAGGACAGGGAUCUUUUCUACCUUGUGGGAAAAAAACUGGUGCAGAUCUAUUGAAACUCACAUUGAAUCCAUCUUCUAAAAAAGAGGACCUUUGCUUGUAGAUACUAUUUAAAUUUAAAACAUCGACGCAAAACAUCUGUAUGUCAGAAAAACCUACACCAGAACAUCCUUACUAAGAAGUCUGGUGAAGGGGGUGCAUCAGGGGGUGCUUUUGAGGCUUAACUGACAUCUAGUACCAGAUGCCUCUGUUUUACCUUCAUAACAAAGUUUCCCUUCCACAAAACAGUAAGAGCAGACAUAUGGAUGUCUGCGUGGAUGUUUUAAAUUUCAUACCAUCAACCAUAUAUGCAGCUGCUCCCCUUUGGAAGGUGGUGGAUGUAAAUUAAAUAAUGCCCCACAACACUCUGAUCUUUCUGUGUUGUGCUGAAGAGCUAGUUAGCUAUGCUUCAAAUAGCCUUUCUUAAUGUUAAAUAGAUUAUUGGAAUGUUAGGUUAGCAUAGCUAGCUACUUAACGAUCACUUUAGCAGUAGCUACUUCAGAUUGCAUUUACUUUGAAUGUGUUAUGACCAUGCAACUUUAAAAUUAAAACUGGCCGUGGUGAAAUAAGGUGAAUAUCAAAUGCUCCAGGAAGCCUGUACUGUUUCAGAAUUGUCAACUGUAGCAUGAAGCAGACUUUUUUCUUAUAUAUUUUGUUUUGCUUUUUUUUCAAGAAAAUUCCCUUAGAUGUAAUAUUUAGGGUGUAGCUUAUUUUUUUUUAUUCUGGAUGCAUAUAGAUGGAUAUUUUUGAUUAGUUUGAAAGCCCAUGUUUGUGAAUGAUAAAUUACAGACUACUAUUCAUUGACAACGUAUACAGAUGUAAAGGUCAGUAAUUAUGGUUGUUAAAUCUGAGCAAACGUUUUAUAAAUGUAGCAUGAGUUCAUCAAAUAGCAGAGCUCGGCAAAGCAGAUGUUAUACACUGUUCAAUCUGGACAACUGAAUAGGA
Molecule: messenger RNA, 4158 nt
Organism: Astyanax mexicanus (Mexican tetra)
Lineage: Eukaryota; Metazoa; Chordata; Actinopteri; Characiformes; Acestrorhamphidae
Gene: ptchd4
Product: patched domain containing 4
Exons: 3
Coding region: 169-2859 (896 amino acids)
Cellular component (GO): membrane
Source: RefSeq, a predicted model, not a curated record